AAAAAGGGACUGGUUGCUAGUGGAAACCUCAGGGUGAAACUCACCCAGCUUUAGUAACCAACUCGAUUGCAUAGACUUUAGAUAACCAUGUGAAGGGGAUUCUACCAUCAGAAAAGAGGCCAAACUUCUAUCACCAUGGUGGAUGUGAAGUGUCUGAGUGACUGUAAAUUGCAGAACCAACUUGAGAAGCUUGGAUUUUCACCUGGCCCAAUACUACCUUCCACCAGAAAGUUGUAUGAAAAAAAGUUAGUACAACUGUUGGUCUCACCUCCUUGUGCAUCACCUGUGAUGAAUGGACCCAGAGAGCUGGACGGAGCUCAGGACAGUGAUGACAGUGAAGAGCUUAAUAUCAUUUUGCAAGGAAAUAUCAUACUCUCAACAGAAAAAAGCAAGAAACUCAAAAAAUGGCCUGAGGCUUCCACCACUAAACCCAAAGCUGUAGAUACCUAUUGCUUGGAUUAUAAGCCUUCCAAGGGAAGAAGGUGGGCUGCAAGAGCACCAAGCACCAGAAUCACACAUGGGACUAUCACCAAAGAGAGAGACUACUGCGAGGAAGACAAGACUAUCGAGAGCUGGAGAGAAGAAGGUUUCCCAGUGGGCUUGAAGCUUGCUGUGCUUGAUCCAUAUACAGGAGGAGUCUCUAAAACUCAGGCCAGAGGACCAAUGAGUUUCUAGAGCACAGCUGGGGACCUGGUACAUAAAAAACUGGCCUUACCUCAGUGCCUUCUCCAACAACAGAGUCAUUGACCCACCCCCAUCCCAGCUAUCCAAGGACCCGUGAUCUUGAGAUUUUCUUGACCUUGGGCCAAAUCAAAUUCCAAGGCAGGGCUCUAGUCUCAGCAAUAGGAAGAGAAUCAGUCUAGAGAUUGAUUUCUUCUUGUCAAGAGCAAACUCCUAGCCAGUGAGGUGUUUUAUUUCUUCAAUUUCAAUGACUCGUCUGCCUCCCCUACAAAUCCUGGAGCUCCUUGUGUGGAAGACUGUAUCUUAAUCAUCUCUGGAUCUCCUCUUGAAGUGAUGUCUGUGCUACCUCCAGAAAGAGCCCAUUUCCAUUUUGAGCAGUUUCCAACUCAAAUAGACAUUUGAAACCACAAAACCAAUACCCCAGAUUUUGCCUCCUGUUUAUCCCUGUGAUGAGAGGUCCCUAAAAUGAGCAAACUGCUGUUGAAAGGCAUUCCCAAUCAACCUCAUUAUGCAGUGUUUAGCCUUCUAACACGCUGUCAUUCCCAUGGCAUCCAAAGUGCUCAUUCCUAUAAAUGUCUCUAUUUACAGCAGGGUCAAUCCUGCCACCCAGCAAAGGUGUUCUCCAUCCCAUGGCCAAACAAUGAAGUGGAGCCCUGGCUGGAGAAACAGGAUUGAGCUACUUGCAUGUCACACAGACACACUGGAUUUCACAGGCUUGUGUUCUACAGAUGGGGCAAUGAGGCCAAUUCUGUCACAUGCAUGUUGUUUAAAUCUCUACCCAGUCAAUAUUCAGGGUGGCAGAUGGAAGAAAUUCUUAAAGGCUCUAUUUCUGUUCUUCGACAUUCAAAGAAAUACUGUGCUACCACCUCUUAAAAAUAAUUGGUUAAGUACCAAGUUAUUUUCAUUGCCACAGUCAUAAAUAAAGAAGUGCUAGACUACAAUGUUUAUAUCUAUAGUAGUUGCUAAUCUUACAUGCAAGAAAAAUGAUUGUUGAUGUUUAGGAGAUUGUUUUUCUUGCUUUUUUUCCUCCCUUCCUUUCCUCCCCUAACCCUACCUCCCAGCCAAGAAAAGUCUUGUUGAUUAGAGUAACAAGAAGGGGCUGAUUUGGAAGUAAAAUUAAACUUGACUCUUUCCUGAAGCAAGAACGUAAUCUCAAGACUAAAAUAAGAAAGUGCCUAACCAACUUGGCAUUUUAUUCUGAGGAAGAUUCCCGAUAGAAACUUGGAUGGAAGAAAAUGAAAGGGAAGCCAAUUAGCCUGUGUUAAGCAAUGCUAACUUUUAACAAGCUUGCUCAAGAAGAAAUGAACCUGUUAAGAGGGUCAUCCAGGGCUUCCUUGCCGCCUCGGUGCACAGCCCAAUCAUGCUUCCUUCUUGUUCAUUUUGACAAAGCAGGUGAGUGAGGAGCAGGAAAAAAAUAUGCGGAGGUGUUGCAGCAACUCGCUAAUCAGCACUGCUACAAGAUCGCCAGCAUUUACAGGACCGCAUUCACUGAGAAAUGAUGGCUUCUAUGAAUGUUCUCGUGUGUGGGCGUCACCUAAACACAACCCUGCCUAAUGAAUCAAUCUCUGGAGAGCCAGAGGGGGCUAUUCUAGGUACUGCAGAUGUGGAUGAGGACAGCUCUCCUCAUUUCCUGGCAACAGGAGACUGGUGUGACAACUCUAAUUCCUGGAGAGCCAUUGGUAAAAUCCUCCUUGGGUUCAAGAGUUAGCUAAAAAUAUGU
Molecule: messenger RNA, 2401 nt
Organism: Pongo pygmaeus (Bornean orangutan)
Lineage: Eukaryota; Metazoa; Chordata; Mammalia; Primates; Hominidae
Gene: LEMD1
Product: LEM domain containing 1
Exons: 8
Coding region: 136-675 (179 amino acids)
Source: RefSeq, a predicted model, not a curated record